This is a messenger RNA of Python bivittatus (Burmese python), 3213 nucleotides long. It is a transcript of the gene FUT4, whose product is annotated as fucosyltransferase 4. The record is from RefSeq and is a predicted model, not a curated record. Gene Ontology annotation, cellular component: membrane. Lineage: Eukaryota; Metazoa; Chordata; Lepidosauria; Squamata; Pythonidae. Gene Ontology annotation, molecular function: alpha-(1->3)-fucosyltransferase activity.
AGGACCCGGAGCCGGUGUCGGUGGUGAUGUGGUGGGUGCCCUUCGGGCACAUCUGGAACUUAGGGGACUGCGGGCAGCUUUUCAACAUCAGCGCCUGCAAAGUCUCCACCAAUCGCAGCCACCAGCUGGGCGCGCACGCCGUCAUCUUCCAUCACCGGGAGCUCCUGCGGCAUGGCAUCAGCCAGAUGCCCCAGCAAAGGCCGCCAGGCCAGCGGUGGGUCUGGAUGAACUUCGAAUCGCCCACCCACACAACGGGCCUGCGAGGGCUGACUGGCCUUUUCAACUGGACCAUGUCCUACAAAGUGGACUCUGAUGUCUUUGUGCCCUAUGGGUAUCUCAAGCUGCUCCCAGAGCCCCUUAUCCAGUUCACCUUGCCCAAGAAGACCAAGCUGGUGGCGUGGGUCAUCAGUAACUGGAAUGAGGGUCACGCCCGGGUCCGUUAUUACCACCAGCUGAAAAAAUAUCUCCCCAUUGAUAUUUAUGGGGGUCAUGGACUGGCACUCAAAGACGGUAAUGUGGUCAAGACAGUUUCAGAGUACAAGUUUUACUUGGCCUUUGAAAAUUCCCAGCAUCAGGACUACAUCACGGAGAAACUCUGGAGGAACGCCUUUGGAUCUUGGGCUGUCCCCGUCGUCUUGGGCCCUCCUAGGGCCAACUAUGAACGGUUUGUCCCCUCCGACUCCUUCAUUCAUGUCAAUGACUUCUCUGACCCCAUGGAGCUGGCCGUUUACCUAAAAUUCCUAGAUAAAAACAAGAACAUGUACAGAAAAUAUUUUGCCUGGAGGAAACAGUAUGAAGUGCGGGUGUCUUCAUUCUGGCUCGAACACUCUUGCAAGGUUUGUAAUACAGUCAGGGCUCUGGGAAAACAGUCCAAGACUGUCCAGAACCUCGCCAGCUGGUUUGAAAGUUGACUUCGUGGGAUUGGCUGAGCUUCCAUGCAGGAUGGUUGGGUUGAUGCAUUUACCCAUCCAACGCACAAGAAUAUUUUAUUUUAGUUUUUUUGUGGAGAGCCAAUUGAUAAGUUGAGAUUGCUUGGUUUAAUCAUCAUGGGGAGAGUCACCAUAGUGUGUGAGUGUGUGGACUUUUGUUGUCUCUCCUGUACGGUAGAUAUGGUUGUUCAUCAAGCUGAAGCACUAGCAUUUGUAGGCCUCCAUAUAUGUUAACAUUUUCUUGUAUCCAGGAUCCUAACUAAUACGUGCACUUGAGCCCAAUUCUCACUAAUGUGCCUGUUUUUACAUCAGUAGAAUUUUUAAAGUGGAGAACAUUUAAAAAAUGAGACUUUUUUUCCCAUGUAUGUACAAUCUGAAGAAGAUGAUCUAUGAUGACUCACUACAGGCUUGGUGAUGUGAUGCCUUACAUUGAGAAAAGUCAGAUGGUGUGAAAUUCUGACUUGUUCUCAGUUUGUUUUACCCAUAUUUUAAAAAAAACUUUUAUUGCUGGGAUGAACCAGAAAAAACAGAUCCGUUUGUCAAGAUAGAGAAUGUCAGGAUGAAAUAUCUUCACCAAAUUGUUUUACUACAUGCUAACAUUUUACGGGUCACUAAUGCUGAUUACAGCUGUGCUUUAUUAAAAACUCAUAGGCAAAAUGGCUUCCUAAGUCUGACCAUUGAUGUGUCUUGCACAGUUUCCACACACGGGAUGGUAUAGUCCAAAUGUUGACACAUAGGGAAGAAUUAGAUUAUUGGUUAGCUAGUUGGCAAAACCAUCUCUAGCUGAUUAAAAAUGCAUCGGGAAAGUGAUUAGGAAAAAGUGGUGCUAUUUGAUCAGAGCACUUUUUUAAAAAAAUUAAUCCUCGGGUUUGCCAUGUGCCUUAUAGAUGAUUUUUCCAGAUGUCUUGAAAACAGCCAAUUUGGGAGCCAAUGUUUCCAAAGAGGAAGUUGUUAUUUUUUUCUCCAAAACAAUUUAUACUAUAGGAUCUUUUGUCCUGGAAUAGAAUAUACUGAGAACUAAAACAGUAUAUGAACCACUCACUGUAGCACUGACAUUUUGUAGUAUUGUAUUAUUUGUUCAAUGAGAGUUAGCAAAACAGUACUAGUAGAUUUUUGUCCACUGACAUUGGAGGGCUUUUACCCAAUGACUUUUCUCAUGCAGAAUCCAUUAAGAAAAAAUACUUUGUUUAGGGAUGUCAACACUUGGACUGUAUUAGCUGCACAUAAGCUGAUAUUGAAGCUGGUGUACUUAGCAUGUGCGGGCAGUCAAUCUGCUUUCACAGUUUUUAAUUGCAGCAGACUCAGAGAAGCUUCUGUCUGUGGGUCUUAAGUUGCAACAGUCUCAAAAUGUCCUUAAUCUGUGAUUCUUCAGCUAGAUCCCCCAUAGACAUGAAUUACAUAGGGGAAAAAUGGUAUUCCAUAAAAACAUCUAUUUGGAGCAUAUGAAGGAUUUCUUUCACUAAAAAUGAAUGUAUUUGCACCCAGAAGAAAAGUAAAGAGAGAUGUGGUAGGAAAACAUGAUGCAAACAGCUUCACUGGUUUUCCAAGAGUUUCUAUGUUUUUUUGGCAUUGUGCAAUUUUCCUGUCCUCCAUGGGGGAAAAGAUAGGUACAAUCUCAGCUAAAUCAGAUUUGCUCACAUGGUAUAAAUUCCACAGUGCUACACAGUCUUACCUAUCAGUAAAUUUCAUGUAAGAGGACUUCUGAUUAGGGAUGGGUAGGAACUCCUUUAUUUUCAUUUCUUUGCGUUUGCAUUAGUACUUGACGUCUCUAUUGUUCAAUGAUUCAUCAAGAUUCUGGAAUUCUGUAAAAUUGAAAAUGCUGUGAUGGGAAGAGAAAUACAAAGUAGACAAGUUGCAAACAGAUGUGAAUUUUGAAAUCAUUUGCUGGAUGAGGCUGGAAAUGAAAGGAGCGUUAAGUAAAAUCUCCCUUGACUAGAGCGUCAUUUCUGAUGACACAUUCUCAUUUUUUUUUUAUAGCAAAAAUUCAUAGCUGUCUUUCAGGAUGAUUCUCAACUUCCCAAUCUAAUUUAUAGCCCUGGUAUUGACCUUCAGAGCACUAACCAGGGCCGUGCCUGUUUGCUUCCCCACCCAGAGAAGUUGGUGAGAUGUUUCCACAUGUCUUUUAAAGGAAGUGGACCUUGAGGUAGUAUGUCAUAAAGUUUUAGUACAGGUUAACUCUGUUUUCUUUUUUUCAUUUCUACCAUUCUACCAUCAUAUGGAGCAAUAACCUGCACUAAAGAUAAAGUUGUAUCUUGUAAAUUUACAAGAUUCAGUGAGUGGAAAU